GCGAUGGGGAAUCGGCUGAGGUUUGCGGUGAUGGCGGCGGUGAUUUUGGUGGCCCAGAGUGUGAGAAUGCAGGAGAAGAGAGACGAGAGAACGUCUCUCCCAUCUUUGCACGCUUCUAAGGACCAUCAUACACAACACGCCUCCUUCACUAGUCCGCACCAUGCAGUGGGAAAGCGCCAUGAUGCGCGGGUGCAAGGGGGAAAGCUGCAAGCUCACGAGAGUGUGCGAAGUAGUGGAGAAGGAAGAUAUAUCGCGUCCAAGAAGAUGCAGAUGAGAAAUACAGAAGUGGAGAAGACGAUGAAGACAGUGGGCAACACCCGCCCCAUCCUCUCCCUCUCGGGGGACACUUCUGGCAUCCCCGAUGUGACUGGCAACUACGAUGGCAACAUGGCAGUCGAGUGCAAGUGCUGGAACAAGCAGAACUGCGACUGCGUGAAGGAGGGGUGCAAAUAUGUUGAACGAACGGAGGUCAGCUCGACGGAUGAACUGGGGAGCGUUGAGGUCUCGCUUACGGCAACGGAGGACUCAUGCUGGAAAGGGGAGAGAGGGCCCAUGAGAUUGAGUCUUGACCGUUGUGCAAGUGUGAUGGGAGGAGCAAGGUGGACAGGGGCUGCCUCAGAUCUUAACGUCUCCUACUUUCGUCCUGACCUCCUCCAUCAAGAGUUGGACCUGGUGGUGUUUGGCAACGUGCUGGGAUACGACGACCAACCUGCAGUCUUGCGACAGACUGUGAUCAUGCGGGAGAACGUGACAGUCUGCAGCAGUGAUCAACGUGACAGUAGCAG
Molecule: messenger RNA, 785 nt
Organism: Guillardia theta CCMP2712
Lineage: Eukaryota; Cryptophyceae; Pyrenomonadales; Geminigeraceae
Exons: 1
Source: RefSeq, a predicted model, not a curated record